This is a messenger RNA of Monopterus albus (swamp eel), 885 nucleotides long. It is a transcript of the gene eif3k, whose product is annotated as eukaryotic translation initiation factor 3, subunit K. The coding region runs from base 145 to 807 and encodes 220 amino acids. The transcript has 8 exons. Gene Ontology annotation, cellular component: eukaryotic translation initiation factor 3 complex; cytoplasm. Gene Ontology annotation, molecular function: ribosome binding; translation initiation factor activity. The record is from RefSeq and is a predicted model, not a curated record. NCBI's taxonomy places the organism in Eukaryota, Metazoa, Chordata, Actinopteri, Synbranchiformes, Synbranchidae. Gene Ontology annotation, biological process: regulation of translational initiation.
UUUGGGUCCGUACAGUUUCCGGUGCGUCGUUUUCUCCGCUCCGACCCUUUUCUUCCUUCGCUCCGGAGCCUUAUCUACUCUGUGGCCCACGUGUGGAGUUAUUUAGGUUUUUAUAUCAAAGUUUGCUGUUUAAGUCUGGACCAAAUGGCCUCGUCUUUCGAACAGAUGCGGGCGAACGUGGGGAAACUCCUUCGAGGAAUCGAUAGGUACAACCCAGAAAACCUUGCAACACUGGAGCGCUAUGUGGAGACACAAGCUCGAGAAAACGCCUACGACCUGGAGGCCAACCUGGCUGUCCUGAAGCUGUACCAGUUUAACCCAGCGUACUUCCAAACUCAGGUGACCUCACAGAUCCUCCUGAAGGCUCUGACCAACCUGCCACACACUGACUUCACCCUCUGCAAGUGCAUGAUCGACCAGUCACACCAGCAAGAGGAGCGUCCCAUCAGACAGAUCCUGUACCUGGGGAACCUGCUGGAGACGUGCCACUUCCAGAGCUUUUGGACGAGUCUUGAGGAGAACAGAGAGCUCAUCGAUGGCAUCACCGGCUUUGAGGAUUCUGUCCGCAAGUUCAUCUGCCAUGUGGUGGGAAUCACCUACCAGACCAUUGAGCACCGGUUACUGGCGGAGAUGCUGGGAGACCCGCUGGACACUCAGGUGAAGGUUUGGAUGAAUAAGUAUGGCUGGACGGAGAACGAGGAUGGACAGAUCUUCAUCUACAACCAGGAGGAGAGCAUCAAGCCCAAGAACAUCGUGGAGAAGAUCGACUUUGAGAGUGUAUCCAGCAUCAUGGCUACAUCUCAGUGAUACACCAGUCGUGAUGGAGUCAACAGGUCAUUUGUUAUCAUAGUCACUCUCUUCUCAUUAAAAGUUAUUUAUCAUUUA